AUGAGCUUGCGGUCAAUAUUGGGGGGAGGUCGCGUAAAGAAGCCAAAGUCCAAGCCGAAAGCUUCAGCGUCGCCACGGAAGAACGAUGGGACAAACAGCCCCCGGCCUGGCAGCAGCGCCAAAAGGAAGCCUGUGCCGGCAGGCGCCAAUGUAGACGACAACGAUGACGACGACGACUUUUUUCACGACAGACUCGACGAUGUCGGUCUCGUUGCGGCGCUGGCGACCGAUAUGUCGUUGCGCGACGUCGUGCAAGCUAUCAAGUACACCCGUGGCCGCAUGUUUGGCCCCGUCCCUACAGAGGCGGCCGGCAUGAGGUCCACGCGCAUCGCCGAGGUGCUCAAUUACCGCAAAGCCAUGCCGGGGAUCGUGACGAUAUCGCACCUCCACGCGCUGCUGGCCUCCCCGACCGCUGUGGAACGCGAGGUCGCAGAGUUGCAGCGUGGUGGAGCUGUUCGCAAGAUCUACGUGCAACGUCGCGGCGGGCUGGGAGAGGCCCUCAUCCAGACCUCCGAGCUGGAGGAGAUGGUGGCGCAGUCUGUAGGUUUAGAUGAGGAGGCGAAGACGGCGUUCCUUAAGUUCCUUCGAGAACACCCUCUGGCGCAGACGAUGCCGCGCUCUGCAUCUGGUCACAAGCAGGCCGAUGCCCUGGUGCGGGCAGGGUUCUUGACGGCCAGUAUUCACCCGCAGCACGUGAAUACCCCGCUGAUGAAUUUGCAUUUGCGCCCGGAGGACCGCGGCAGCCUGACGAGCAUCGAGGCCGUGUCUCGCGCAGCGUCCGGCAGCUUCGAUGCCGUGGGCGGCCAGGGAGCGGUAUACGCAGCGGGCGGUGGGGGAGGGGCGCCGCGUCUACCCCGUGCCGACUCGUCAUGUUCGGUGGCCGAAUUCACCAUCGCGGUACCCGGGAACGGAUCCUUCUUGAAGUUAACCGCCGCAGCGGUGGACCAUCUGACCCGGCUGUUGUCCAAAUCUCAAUUCAGAGAGAUGCCCGUGUCUAUGCUAAGGGAACGGUGGGAGGGUGGCGUUGCCCGGGAUGAGGCACGUCUUGCAAGAAGGGCGAGGGGUGAGUUCGCCGGCGUGCUGCCGGGACGGACCAAGAGAUGGAAGGAGUUCUAUGGCUUGGAGUUCGAUUGGGUACUGGAAGAAGCAAUGGGCGCCGGCCUUGUUGAAGUUUUCGAGACGCGGAGCGUCGGGAGGGGGGCUCGUUUGCUGUGA
Colletotrichum higginsianum IMI 349063 is the source of this 1215-nucleotide messenger RNA. RefSeq lists its product as uncharacterized. NCBI's taxonomy places the organism in Eukaryota, Fungi, Ascomycota, Sordariomycetes, Glomerellales, Glomerellaceae. Bases 1 to 1215 code for a protein of 404 amino acids. The transcript has a single exon. The record is from RefSeq and is a predicted model, not a curated record. Gene Ontology annotation, biological process: positive regulation of Ras protein signal transduction; protein phosphorylation. Gene Ontology annotation, molecular function: protein serine/threonine kinase activity.